Pimephales promelas (fathead minnow) is the source of this 7542-nucleotide messenger RNA. RefSeq names its product HECT, C2 and WW domain containing E3 ubiquitin protein ligase 2b (gene hecw2b). Gene Ontology annotation, cellular component: cytoplasm. The record is from RefSeq and is a predicted model, not a curated record. Gene Ontology annotation, molecular function: ubiquitin protein ligase activity; protein binding. Gene Ontology annotation, biological process: protein ubiquitination; ubiquitin-dependent protein catabolic process; regulation of dendrite morphogenesis. NCBI's taxonomy places the organism in Eukaryota, Metazoa, Chordata, Actinopteri, Cypriniformes, Leuciscidae.
CAUCACAACAGUGUGAGAGUGAACGCCUACCUCUCGUGAGCUGCGCGCUCGUGAAUUAUGCUCAAAACAAAAGCAGACGCAAAGCCCUUGGAAUUAAUCCAACAACACUAAUGCAAAGCAACAUUCCUCACAACGCAUCUCUCGCGCGUUCAGAUGAAGCUGUACGCCCGGCCAGACGCGUGUUUUUGUUCGGGUGCGAGUGUUUUCAGUGGGUAUGAGGUGGCAUAGCGCGGACACGGGGCUCUUUGUAAACGAAUAGAGAUGAACGCGGCUGGAACUAGACUGGCACACCGAGCGGACGGACGCAGACCGACACUGCGCAGUAAAUAUCAGCUGGGCUGUGUUCGGGCUGGUUCGGUUGGGCUGAGACGGAUGGUUUAGGCAGAAGAGGAGGAGGAGGAGGAGGAGGAAGCGCGCUGGAGCCGAACGGAGGCCCUCAGCUGCGCACAUCUGCUCUUCCGAGCAUCCCUGUAUGCUUUAUUUGAGCUUUCUCAAUUCAACAACACCUUUGUUUGACGGGAUCAUUUGUCCAGCAUUUACGUCACUGGCCUGUGUCCCAUUAACCAAACCCCAGUGUGGAAUCGAACCCUGUCUCAAUCCAUCUCCUGGACCUGAAGGCAAAGCGGAGAUCAGAUUCCUUACAUCACAAAUCCAGUUCUUAUUACCACAAAUGGACAGGAAAAAUCCACGCUGCAUCAAACGAAAGGAAGUGGUAAUGCCCAUAGCAGAUGAUUUGGAUAGAAACCGCUAUGAUACUGAGAAAUAUGUUAAAUUCAGUCCAUUUUCUUUUUUUUUUAACCAUCUGAGGCUCUAAAUAGGGACCUUUGAGAUUCCUGACUGGUAUCCGGCAGCCUUUGUUUUUCUUCUCUGGUUUGGAUGCUUAUUUGAUACCUCAACGGCGUAAACUCAAGCCUGUUGGGUACUUUAGAAGUGGGUUAUGUAAUCGCAUUUUUAGAUGCCAAACCCCAGAGAACUUGAAGAAGGGGCAAGAAACAUCAGCUAGUGCGUUGAGUGGGUUUGUCGGCCCAUUAAACCCAAACCUUCUGCAUGAUCUCCACCAUUCAUUAAUUAUGGACUUUUGAAAGAUCUGACUGGCAUUAAAUGCUCUUUGAGUUGAGAUUUGGAGGCCCAGCAAAUCCUCAAUCAUCUGGAUUGGAUGUGUUUAAGAUAUCUUAAGGUUGCAAACCCAAGAUUGUUAUGAGUUUUGGAAGUCAAAUUUAUAUAUUACUGCCGCUUCUAGAGAAUUUAAGUAAGAAGAGAACUUGCACCUUAUUGGUGCUUCUUGGUCCUAGCCCAAAUCUAACCUUGUUUCAAGGCCAUUUUCCACCUAGAAACUAACUCUGUAUGACCUCCACCAUUUCUCAAAGACUGAAAAUGAACUCUUGAGAGAUCUGACUGGCAUGUUCUUUGAGUUUUGGAGGCCCAGAAAACCCUCAAUCUUUUGGAUUAGAUGUGCUUAAAAUACCUGGAGGUCGAAAACCCAAGUUUGUGAUGAAUUUCUGAAGUUAAAUUCUGUGUUUUUGCAUCAUAUUAGAUGCCACCACCACUUCCAGAGAACUUAAGGAAGGAGAAAGCUUCCACCAACUAGGGCUUGUUGGCACGUCUUGAGCCCAAACCCAAUCCCACCCCCUUUCCCCCCUUUUUUGGCCAUUUGGCUCCUAUUUCUUACCUCCAUCUCAUCCCAACCUCCACCAUUCGCCCCUCGCUGGCCACGGCAGUCCUCCCUCCCCGUUCCCGCCCCCACCAUCCCCCUCCCCAUCACCCAACCUCCUCCCCUCACCACACUCCCCAUCACCCAACCUCUUCCCCACACCACACUCCCCACCCCUCCACCCAAGUCACCAUGGCAACCGGCACUACCACCACCGCCCGUGAACAUCUCCUAGUGGUGCGGAGGCGCACCCCUCACAUGCGCUACACGCUGAGCCCGGAAAACCUCCGCAGCCUUUCGUCGCAUGGUGGCUCUGCCAAUGGGGCGAGCUCUAGAGGAGCAGCACCUGAACCGAUGGGCCUGCAGCGGGCCAACAGUGACACCGACCUGGUGACGUCGGAUAGUCGUUCCUCUUUAGCAGCCUCUACGUACCAGUUCACACUUGGGCGAGGGCAAAACCUGGUCAUCUCUUGGGACAUCAAGGAGGAGGUGGAUGCCACGGAUUGGAUUGGGCUGUACCAAAUUGAUGAGACGUGUCCUGCCAACGUUUGGGAUUCGAAGAACCGCGGGGUCAACGGCACUCAGAGGGGGCAGAUCGUCUGGAGGCUUGAGGCCGGACCUUACUUCAUGGAGCCGGAGACCAAAAUCUGUUUCAAAUAUUACCAUGGAGUGAGUGGAGCGUUGAGGGCCACAACGUCCUGCAUCACUGUCAAGAACCCUGGGGUUACUGUCGGGACAGAGGGGCAGGUGGAUGGACAGUCUGUCACAGAACACUGUAGGAAAUUGGUCAGCUUUACUCUAUCAGAUAUCAGGGCUCAGGGUCUGAAGAAGGGCAUGUUUUUUAAUCCGGACCCCUAUCUGAAGAUGAGUAUCCAACCAGGCAAAAGACACGGCUUCCCUACAUUCACCCACCACGGCCAAGAGAGACGAACCUCCAUCAUAUCCAACACCACUAACCCUGUGUGGCACGGAGAGAAGUACACUUUUGUUGCACUGAUGACGGACGUUUUGGAAAUCGAGGUCAAGGACAAAUUUGCAAAAAGUCGCCCGAUCAUCAAACGCUUUUUAGGUCAGCUGACGAUGCCGGUGCAGAGACUGCUGGAGAGACAUACAGCGGGUGAUCUACAUGUGAGCUACACGCUUUGCCGGCGUCUACCGACGGACCAUGUGAGCGGACAGCUUCACUUCAGGGUGGAGAUCACCUCCAACGGACAUGAAGAUGCAAUGGGCUCUCUGCUGGGAGCCUCCUCUAUGAACGGAGAUCCUGGGAGCCCGUCAGACGACGAGGACGUUUUGCAUCCUUCCUCCCGCGCGGCCAGGGGCCCCUCGCCCACUGGCUCCGAAGGGUCCCUGCAUGGUGACGCCUUUAGGACUGACGAGUGCAUGAUGGACCCUGAUGAGGAUCUGCUCUUGAGAGAAGGAGCCCCGGAUUUGGCCGAAGUAACCCCGGGCCAUACUCAUCGCCAGACCUCGCUUAACGACUACCUGGAUACCAUUGAGGCCCCGAAGGGCCCCGGAGACAGACCGCUUGGGGCCGCCUCACCCAAACUACGCUCUAGUUUCCCCACUGACACGCGGCUCAAUGCUAUGUUACAUAUAGACUCUGACGAAGACGAGGAGGGACACGCCUCCCGGGAUACGGCAUUGACCAAUGGCGCUCCCCGUCCUGAUGGACACACCUCCUCUGCACAGGACAAAGGGAAGGGUCCCGUGAAAGCCAGGGAGAGGCUUGAGUCGGAAGCUGCCAGCAGCGCCACAGAUACUGAAGCCACAGCGUCAGGGUCAAGCAGUGGCACCAUAAAGAGCCAAAAUGGAGGUGCUGAUGGUGGCCAAGAAGGAACCGCUGCCUCUGGAGACUCAACACAGCCAGCUUUCAAAAUACAGGAUGAAGAAGGAGUUGCAUUGAAGGCGGUCUCUAGGGAUGAAGGAUCCACAGAGGCUGCUCCAGUCACAGAGCCCUCAGCAUCUGGCAGUAAUGAAGCUGGUGAAGGGGGCGGAGGCACAGCAGAGCAGGGCAACUCCAGUGAGGCAGCCAAUGAGGAGGAAGAAGAUGCUGAAAUCUGGCAGAGGAGGCAGAGUCUGCAAGCAUCAGGGAACGCAUCACAGGCUGAAGGGAUGGAAUUAACCAAUGAAGCGAGGAGGCCAGCUGAUGCAGAACAGGCUGCCACGGUAACAGAUGGAGAGACAGGAGCCAGUGCUCAAGUGAACGGCCUUCAGCCAAUGCGUUCUCUUCACUCAGCACGUCAGGACAUCAGCCGCUAUCAGAGAGUGGACGAGCCUCUUCCACCAAACUGGGAAGCCCGUAUUGACAGCCACGGCAGGAUUUUCUAUGUGGAUCAUGUGAACAGAACCACCACCUGGCAGCGGCCCACUGCUCCAGCUGCACCUCAGAUCCUACAGAGAUCCAACUCCAUUCAACAGAUGGAGCAGCUUAACCGAAGGUAUCAGAGUAUUCGUAGGACAAUAACCAAUGAGAGGACAGACGAACAGGCUGCAGAGAUGCCUUCAGACGACACUGAUCUUCUGCAUCACUCCAUACCUGAGUACCGUCGGGACGGUGUGGUCGGGCCCACUAGCUCUCGCUCCCGGUUGUCUCUGCUGCUUCAGUCCCCCAGCGCCAAGUUUCUCACCAGCCCAGAUUUCUUCACCGUACUGCAUUCCAACCCUAGUGCCUACCGCAUGUUUACAAGUAACACAUGUCUAAAACACAUGAUCAGCAAAGUGCGACGGGACACGCACCACUUUGAGCGCUACCAGCACAAUCGAGACCUGGUUGCCUUCCUCAACAUGUUCGCCAACAAACAGCUGGAUCUUCCGCGAGGCUGGGAAAUGAAACACGACCACACGGGAAAGCCUUUCUUCGUGGACCAUAACUGCAGGGCCACCACCUUCAUAGACCCACGCCUGCCCCUGCAGAGCGCUCGUCCCAGCAUCCUCCUGGCCCACCGCCAGCACCUCAGCCGCCAGCGCAGCCACAGCGCAGGGGAGGUGGGCGAUGACCCACGGCAUGCUGGACCCGCUGUACUGCCACGCCCCCCCAACACCUUUUCAGCCAAUCGCAACCAGUGUCCAGAUGUCGUUCCUGUCGCCUACAAUGAUAAAAUAGUGGCAUUUUUGCGGCAGCCGAACGUAUAUGAGAUCCUUCAGGAGAGGCAGCCUGAGCUCAUUAGGAAUCACUCACUCAGGGAGAAGGUGCAGUUUAUUCGCAAUGAGGGAGCUUCGGGUUUAGCGCGCCUCUCCAGCGAUGCAGACUUGGUGAUUUUACUCAGCUUGUUUGAAGAGGAAGUGAUGUCGUAUGUGCCACCUCAUGCCUUACUGCACCCCAGCUACUGUCAAUCACCUCGAGGGUCUCCGGUCUCCUCCCCUCAGAACUCUCCUGGUACACAACGAGCCAACGCUCGGGCCCCUGCGCCGUACAAACGGGACUUUGAAGCCAAACUUCGGAAUUUCUAUCGCAAAUUGGAGACUAAAGGCUACGGACAGGGUCCAGGCAAAGUCAAGUUGAUAAUCCGCAGAGAUCAUCUACUGGAGGACGCCUUCAAUCAGAUCAUGUGUUACUCCCGCAAAGAUCUACAGAGAAGUAAACUUUACGUCAGCUUCGUUGGAGAAGAGGGACUGGACUACAGUGGCCCAUCACGAGAGUUUUUCUUUCUGGUGUCACGGGAGCUUUUUAACCCAUACUAUGGCCUGUUUGAGUAUUCAGCCAAUGACACCUACACCGUCCAGAUCAGCCCCAUGUCUGCCUUCGUCGACAACCAUCAUGAGUGGUUUCGGUUUAGUGGGCGUAUUCUGGGUCUCGCUCUUAUCCAUCAAUACCUGCUGGAUGCCUUCUUCACGCGACCCUUCUACAAAGGCCUACUGCGAAUUCCGUGUGAUCUGAGUGAUCUGGAGUAUCUUGAUGAGGAGUUUCAUCAGAGUCUUCAGUGGAUGAAGGACAAUGACAUAGAGGACAUGCUGGACCUGACCUUCACCGUCAACGAGGAGGUGUUCGGACAGAUCACAGAGCGUGAGCUGAAGACUGGUGGUGCCAAUAUCCCUGUGUCAGAGAAGAAUAAGAAGGAGUACAUCGAGCGCAUGGUGAAGUGGCGUAUAGAGCGUGGUGUCGUCCAACAGACGGAGAGUCUCGUGCGAGGAUUUUAUGAGGUUGUGGAUGCGCGGCUGGUGUCGGUGUUCGACGCGCGCGAGCUGGAGCUGGUGAUCGCAGGAACUGCAGAGAUUGAUCUGGGAGACUGGAGGAACAACACCGAGUACAGAGGAGGUUACCAUGACAACCACAUCGUGAUUCGCUGGUUCUGGGCGGCAGUGGAGCGAUUCAACAAUGAGCAGAGACUCAGACUGCUCCAGUUCGUGACCGGGACGUCCAGUAUCCCGUACGAAGGCUUUGCCUCCCUCAGGGGCAGCAACGGACCGCGACGCUUCUGUGUAGAGAAAUGGGGGAAAAUCACGUCUCUGCCCAGGGCUCACACAUGUUUCAAUCGUCUGGAUCUCCCCCCGUAUCCCUCCUUCUCCAUGCUGUACGAGAAGAUGCUGACGGCAGUGGAGGAGACCAGCACUUUCGGUUUGGAGUGAAUGUUGACCUUUGCACUUUGAGCUGAUCAAAUCCAUUUCCUCAACGCGUCUAGAACAGCAAAGGAAGAAACCAGAAGCACUUAGACGUAUAUUUUGUACACCGCAUCUCUUAAACAUACUUCCUCGGAAAUGAGCCGAACAGAAAACAAUCAAUCACGUGUUCUCUGAAUGUUUCUCAGACGCAAACGCGACUUUUUUCUUCUUCAUCUGUUGGCUCUGGAUGCAUUGAGGAGGACGUGACCAGACAAAACGCAAAGCUGAGUUACUUCCUAACGGAUUAAAAUGAAAACAAACCCAAAGGACUUUGAUAUUCUCACUCUUUUUAUCUGUAAAAAGACUUUCUACGAAGCAUCAAAAUGCAGCGUAAAUGAACAAAUAUUGUCGUGUGCUUUUUCAGACGUCUCAGAUCACGCACGACAGCGCCGCCUCGUAUAUUGAAUCGAAAUGUUUUUUUGUCAUAUUUAUACACGAGUCAGUCUCAUAUGUUUUCUGUCCAGAAUUUGGUUGUGCAUAUACUCUCACACGCGGCGUUUUUCAAAGGGCAUGUCACACUAAAGUGCACUAUCAGACGCACUACAUCGUCAUGAAUGUGAGCACUAUGUGCAAAUGAUAAAAAAUGAACAAUAGAAGAUGAUUUUAUGACCUUCUAGUCCAACUCUGGCCUUUCUGUUGUCCUCAGAUUUUGAAAGAGAGAGAAUGGUCACAUAUACCCACGAAAUAAGUCGACGUGAAAUUAAAACGGACCCUAUUUGCAUUGUGAUCCGUAUUUCCAUAUCCUCAUAUAGAGGACUUGAAUGUCUUUCUUAAAUGUUUUCCCCCCCUUUUUUUACUCUGUUCUCAAGUGUGACCGUGUUUUCUUGUAUGAUUUGAAGAUGGAUUAUCGAGCCCACAAAAAACCCAUAUCAAUACAUUCCAGACCUUUCCGUUCGCGUUAACUCAACCCAGCCUUUUAUGAAACACUGCCGUGGCUGAGGAACGCUGGAUUGUACUCUAGUUCUGAAUGUUUUGUAAUCUGAAUUUUGUGUGAGGAAUUAAUAUCGCUUCCAGGGAAAACUAAUGCCAUGAGGUCCAUCACAUUUUGGAAUGGCAACCCGAAGAAAAAUACAAGCAUAUCCUCUUUGUCGACUCUAUUUUGGCUGGCUAGGUCAUUAAUACAAACCAGAUAGACCUUUGUUCUUUGUAUUAAGGCUUUUGCAGUGCCGUGCUGAUAUUUGUGCUGAAUGUACCAAAGGUUUAGGGCUGCUGUAGACUGUCCCAACCACUCUUUUGUCCAUGUUUUAUUUGAUUUAAAAAAAAAAAAAGAUAAAAUGUAUUUAAAAUAA